Messenger RNA from Pleurotus ostreatus (oyster mushroom), 579 nucleotides. RefSeq lists its product as uncharacterized. Bases 1 to 579 code for a protein of 192 amino acids. The record is from RefSeq and is a predicted model, not a curated record. The transcript has 4 exons. NCBI's taxonomy places the organism in Eukaryota, Fungi, Basidiomycota, Agaricomycetes, Agaricales, Pleurotaceae.
AUGGGUCGCGGCCACCCUCGUUUGUAUAAAACACCCGAAGAAAAGGCCCUUGCCAACCGAGAGAAGAGUAAAUGUUGGUACAACAGGCAGAAACAUGCAAAGAAUAGUUCCCAACGCCCUCCUCGCUACCGGGCUGAUAAAACCAAAUCUGAACCAAUUGGUGGUGCCGCGCCUGAUGACCCUACUCCUUCGAGUACUGAGCCCGUUGAUGUCCCUGGGUGGCUAUCCCUUGUUGCCUAUACAGAGCGACAGUUUAACUUCCUAAUCGACACCGCCACCAUCUACGACUACUUAGAAUCCCUCUAUCAAGAAUAUAUCGUCGAAGACUGGCCUGAAACAUUUUCAGUCCCACUAAUUAGUGUUCAGGCACUCUACAAGACCAUCACGCAGUGUGAAGCCGCUGUAUUGCAACUCGCUGGGGUUGGGAUAGAAUUACGGGAUGUCGAAAGGGCGGCAGCACCUAUAAGGCUAGUCCUGCAGUGCCUUGAGGAGAUGGAGUGCUAUGCCUCUCUUAGUAAGGCCAAGACUUUGGAGGCUCACUACGGUGGUCAGCUCAGGUAUCAAUCACUCCAUCAAUAG